AUGACUUUUAAAACUGUUCCCGUAUAUAUCAACAGCCACAGUGAAGCAUUGAAAGUAUUUGAGCAAUUUGAUAACUUUUUAUUAGAUUGCGAUGGAGUAAUUUGGCUUUCUGAGCAGUUGAUUGAAGGAGUUCCCGAGUUUUUGCAGUUUCUUGAACUUCACAAGAAAAACUUUGCGUUUGUAACCAAUAACUCGUCGCAAUCGCGUCUGGGGUAUAUCAAGAAGUUCGAAAGUCUAGGCAUCCAUGGGAUCGAAAAAGGUCAAAUCUAUACAACAGGGUAUUCAGCAGUUUUGGAACUAAAGAAGAUGGGUAUCGAUUCAGGCUCAAAAGUGUGGGUUUUGGGAGAUUCUGGAAUCGAAGAAGAAUUGAUUGAUGAAGAGUAUAUACCACUUGGUGGCUCCAGUGCUUUGUUGAAUGAACCAUGGAACCUGAAAAACCCGCUAUUGAAAGUUGACCCUGAGGCAAAAGCCGUUAUUGCUGGAUCUACCGAAAACUUCAACUUUAUGAGAAUAACUACAACUCUACAAUAUUUGAUGUAUGAUAAUAAAAAAUUACCAUAUAUAGGUACUAAUGGAGAUCGUAACUAUCCUGGUCCAGAUGGGUUGGUUCUCCCCGCGGGAGGAAGCAUGGUAGACUACAUGUCAUAUUGUUCCAAUAGGCCAUAUAUAAAUGUCGGCAAGCCAAGUAAAACUUUGGCUGACAUUAUAUUUUCCAAUAGAGGGUACGAUAGAGCAAAAACAAUCAUUAUAGGAGACACCUUAACGUCAGAUAUCAAGUUUGGCAAUGAUUCCGAUUUGGGUUGUGGACAAGGCACAAUGCUUGUAUUCUCGGGAACUACUACUCCGGUUGACUUAGAGGAGUUGUUAGUCUCAGGGAAUCGAACUAAAGAGGAAGAUACUCUAGUGCCGAGGUAUUGCGUAGAUUCCUUGACAGAAUUGUUGAAAUUGUUGAUAAGCGGAUGA
Molecule: messenger RNA, 963 nt
Organism: Lodderomyces oxycetoniae
Lineage: Eukaryota; Fungi; Ascomycota; Pichiomycetes; Serinales; Debaryomycetaceae
Gene: PHO13
Product: Pho13p
Exons: 1
Coding region: 1-963 (320 amino acids)
Molecular function (GO): phosphoglycolate phosphatase activity; alkaline phosphatase activity
Source: RefSeq, a predicted model, not a curated record